Messenger RNA from Mytilus trossulus (common blue mussel), 882 nucleotides. RefSeq lists its product as uncharacterized. The coding region runs from base 102 to 872 and encodes 256 amino acids. The transcript has 4 exons. The record is from RefSeq and is a predicted model, not a curated record. Lineage: Eukaryota; Metazoa; Mollusca; Bivalvia; Mytilida; Mytilidae.
CUUGUAACCUAAAGUCUAUAUAUGGAACAGAUAACCCUGUUGUUAUAAAGCAAUCCGACGGGAGAUAAGAACCAUAAGAGAAGUCACACUACAUAGUAGUCAUGAUUAUCGUACUGUUAAUGUUGAUUUGCUUAAGUUCAGUGUAUGCAGCCAUAUGGAGACCCAGUGCUACCACUACCUUUCAAUGGCAACUCGAUAGUGGCCACAUAAAUACACAUGUCGAUGCACAUGUAUAUGAUGUGGAUCUGUUUGAUGUGUCUACCAGCACAAUACAUUCGCUUCAAAGUUCUGGAAAGAAAGUAAUAUGCUAUUUUUCUGCCGGGUCAUAUGAAGGUUGGCGAAGUGAUCACAGUGCCUUUCCAAGUGAUGUUAUAGGCCACAAACUUGAUGGUUGGAAUGAGAAAUGGCUUGACAUUAGAGAUGGCAGAGUUAAGAGUAUUAUGUCUGCUAGAUUAAAGAAGGCUCAAGAUAAAGGAUGUGACGGAGUAGAACCUGACAAUGUCGAUGGAUAUACCAAUGAUAAUGGCUUUCACCUUACUGCACAUGAUCAGCUGACUUUCAACAAAUGGCUAGCAACAGAAGCACACAAUCGUGGACUGUCAGUGGGCUUGAAGAAUGAUGUGGACCAGAUCCAGGAGUUACAAUCACAUUUUGAUUGGGCUUUGAACGAAGAGUGUGUUAACAACAAUGAAUGCAAAAAAUACCAACCAUUUAUCGACGCACACAAGGCUGUAUUUCACGUUGAAUAUGUAGACAGUCAUAGUUCUGGUUCAAACAAGAAGAGUUCUGUCUGCCACUCAAGUCGGCGUCCACAUCAAUUUAUAACACUUAUAAAAGAUUGGGAUCUUACAGAUUGGAGAUUGACAUGCUGAUGAUAUUAAA